Molecule: messenger RNA, 4163 nt
Organism: Molossus molossus (Pallas's mastiff bat)
Lineage: Eukaryota; Metazoa; Chordata; Mammalia; Chiroptera; Molossidae
Gene: SPART
Product: spartin
Exons: 9
Coding region: 113-2131 (672 amino acids)
Biological process (GO): cell division; negative regulation of BMP signaling pathway
Cellular component (GO): plasma membrane
Source: RefSeq, a predicted model, not a curated record
UCGGGGGACGGAGCCUUGGAGCGGGUCCUGUGCGCGCUUCACCGCCGCGCGUGGGACGAAGCCGACCCCUGGGCCACGGGCCGGCGGCGCCCGAGGUCUGGAAGGCACAGAAAUGGAGCAAGAGCCCCAGAACGGAGAACCUGCUGGAAUUCAGAUCAUCAAGGAGGCCUACAAGAAGGCCUUUGCGCUCGUCAACAAGGGGCUGAGUACAGAUGAGCUGGGCCAGAAGGAAGAAGCGAAGAACCUCUACAAGCAAGGGAUAGGACACCUGCUCAGGGGGGUCAGCGUCCCGUCCGCAGACCCCGAGCACACAGGGCCUGGGUGGGACUCGGCCAGGCAGAUGCAACAGAAAAUGAAAGAAACGCUACAGAACGUCCGCGCCCGAUUGGAGAUUCUGGAGAAGGGGCUUGACACGUCUCUGCGGAACGACCUUCAGGAGGUGCCCAAGCUGUUUCCAGAAUUCCCGCCUAAAGACACGUCCGAAAAGUCAGUGGUGCCCCAGCCCUUCAGUUCCCCUGCUCAGCACACUGAGGCCGCUGGGAAUGCUUCAGCCACAAGCCCGGGGGCGGCCCCUGCCCCAGGCUCUCUGUCCCCACGGUCUGGGAGUCACCCCGCAGAAGCACCUCCUGCCUACACGCCUCAGGCUGCCGAGGGUCACUACACCGUGUCAUACGGGACAGAAUCGGGGGAGUUUUCCUCAGCUGGAGCAGACUUUUACGGAAAUCAUUCUCAGCCGCCUCCUCUGGAGACCCUAGGGCUCGAUGCAGACGAGUUGAUUUUGAUACCAAAUGGAGUACAGAUUUUCUUCGUGAACCCUGCAGGGGAGGUCAGCGCACCUUCGUAUCCCGGGUACCUGCGAAUUGUGAGGUUCUUGGAUAAUUCUCUGGACACAGUUCUAAACCGUCCUCCGGGGUUCCUUCAGGUUUGUGACUGGUUGUAUCCUCUAGUUCCUGAUAGAUCUCCAGUUCUUAAAUGUACUGUGGGAGCCUACAUGUUUCCUGACACAAUGUUACAGGCGUCAGGAUGCUUUGUGGGAGUCGUCUUGUCUUCUGAGUUACCGGAAGAUGACAAAGAACUCUUCGAGGAUCUAUUAAGACAAAUGUCCGACCUCCGGCUGCAGGCGCACUGGAGCCGAGCUGAAGGAGAAAGCGAGUUCCAGAUCCCAGGCAGGGCGAGCAGCCCCUCCGAGCCGCUGAAGGAAGCCGGGGGCUCCGAGGCGAGACAGCUGGACCCUGCCCGGGACCAGGGCAGCAAGGACUCGCGCCACAGAGGGAAACGGGGGAGAAAGGCUAAAGGUACUGGCAGCGAAGAGGUGAACCUGAGGCACAUGGUCCCCUGCGAGCCAGCCCCCGAAGACAAGGGGAAGGAAGUGCCCGAGUGGAGCGAGAAGGUGGCCCAGAACAUCUUGUCAGGUGCUUCCUGGGUAAGUUGGGGUUUAGUCAAAGGUGCUGAAUUUACUGGCAAAGCAAUUCAGAAAGGCGCCUCCAAACUCCGAGAACGGAUUCAGCCGGAAGAAAAGCCGGUGGAAGUUAGUCCCGCCGUGACCAAGGGGCUGCACAUCGCAAAGCAGGCGACUGGAGGGGCGGCCAAAGUCAGCCAGUUCCUGGUUGAUGGCGUCUGCACGGUAGCCAAUUGCGUUGGAAAAGAACUGGCUCCGCAUGUCAAGAAGCACGGAAGCAAGCUUGUGCCGGAAUCCCUGAAGAAAGACGGGAACGGGAGGUCUGCGCUGGACGGCGCCAUGGUGGUGGCAGCGAGCAGUGUGCAAGGGUUUUCCACCGUCUGGCAGGGGCUGGAGUGUGCUGCCAAGUGCAUCGUCAACAAUGUUUCAGCAGAGACCGUGCAGACUGUGAGACACAAAUACGGGCACACGGCGGGAGAGGCCACACACGACGCAGUGGACGCUGCCAUCAACGUCGGCGUGGCCGCCUACAACAUUGACAACCUGGGCCUCAAAGCCAUGGUGAAGAAGACCGCCAAGCAGACCGGGCACACCAUCCUGGAGGACUACCAGAUCGUGGACCGCUCCAAGGGGGGCCCUCCGGGAGCGGGGAGCAGGGCGCACACCAAAGGAGAGGAGGAGGAGCAGACAGAGGACCCGGAGGAGGACGAAGCAAAGAAGAAAGGCAAGUGACGGUGGCCGUGCAGCCCCGACGGAAGCCAGGCGGACGGAUGCAGCUGUGCUCACAGACGAGUGCCCCAGACUCAGUGCUUAAGAUGCACCGUUUCCACAGAGGGACUGUCCAAGUUUUACAGCAUGUGUUCUACUUGCCAGGAAAGCAAUUGCUCUUCUCUCAUCUGGUCUUGAGAAACACACUGUUAUAUUCUCAGCCAGUUUAUUUUUUUCUAAAUGUGGUUAACAUAUAUUUUUGCAGUGAAAACAAGUGCCCUCAUUAAACCUGAUGUCAAACUAUUUUUUGUAUCUGCUAUCUUUCAGAAAGCAAAGAAGGAAAUUAUUAUAUAUUUACCAAAAAGAACUGGCAUCGAGUAACCCUACCUUUACUUGUACUGGGAAGGAAUGCCUUAAAGUAUUGUUGCCUCUUUCUGCACUAAUUGUGGGGUUUCUGGGUGCUUUCAGUAUUUUCAGCAUGUAAGCUAAACAACUACAUUCCUAAACCAAGGUAAUUCUCGGUUAACAUUCAGAAGGCUUCUCAAAACAGGGACUAGACUAAUCAUGAAAAAUAAAAGGAGGCUGUAUAAAAUUAUGUGGUCGCUUACCUCUUCAUUAGGAAAUGAAAUGGUCCUUUUGAUUGAAAAUGAAUCCAGUUAGAUUUUUAAGGCUCCUGGAUUUGAACUGGUUUUGAUCUGUCAGGAGCCUAGGAAAUUUUGGGGUAUGAUGGAUAUUACAUUAAGUUUUGAAGUGAUUAUUAAUCAGCUUAUUUGACAAAAAAGUAUUUUAAGAAAUAAUGUUGCCAUAUCUAAUUCAGGAAGUUGUUCUAAAAGGCAAAACUUUUGUAAAAACAAAUAUACACAGUAUUGAAUUUAUGAAUGGUAAUUGUAUUUUUAUUCUGGAAUUCAGUCAUUGGAAUUAAAUUAAAAAGCCAAUAUGUUAAAUUAUUAGAAAGAAAAGGUUUUAUUCGUUGUUAAUGUGGAGAAUGAGAAUCUGUGGGGAGUGGACAUCACAGCUUCCACCUGGGCGGAGGCGGGACUUGCAGCCUUGCAGACAGCAGGCGUGCAGGUGGAUUUGUAACGAAAAGACUGCUGUUAGUUCUCAGAGCUCUCAUCCACUCAGCGCUUUUUGAACCUCUGAUGGCUACUUAGUUUACUAGACCUUAUUUGAAACUGUCUAAAUAAUGCACUUGUGAAUAAACUUGCUCUGAAUUACUUGGCCUCAAAUAUACUCUAGGCUUUGAUUUCGGGAACACACAGAGUUGGUGGGACCUUUCUCUUAGGCCGAGGAUAAUGUGCUCGUUAAAGGUGGAAACAAAGUUGAACUGCUAAAUGGCUUCCAGUCAGUGUCUGCCUUGUUUCAGAAAUGGAAUGACAAACAGUGGAGCUGAAAGUUAACCUUAGACAGCAGGUCAGCAAAACGGGGUUUGUCGACAGAUACCUACGGGAUUGUUUUACCUCAUUACUGUGUUCACUUGGUUGUGGGUUGCCUUUUCAGAUUAGCGGCUGGACAAAAUUUUGAUAAGCAUGACUUCUGUUGGAGCUGAACAGAAUAUAUAUGUGCAUAUAUAAUGCAGACGGGGCCACGUACUAAACUUGACAAGCCUACAUGGUGGGCCUUAUACACUCAGACGAAAGCAACCACCUAGGCUGGUCUGAAUGUGAAAUUUCCCAACUACAAGCGAGUCGCGGGGUCACGUGCUGGGCAAAGGUCAGUGUUCACCUUAACAGCCUGUCUGCUGUCUUUUCGCAUCCACGAUAACAUGCUUUCAGAAUGUCGGCAUAAUCCCCUUUAUCCCAGACCCUCAGGGCAUAGUCGCUCACCAACCUCGAGCCAUCCGUCCCCAUGUGCUGUAAAUGUUAACUGUUAACUGUCAUGUACCCACAGUGUCAAAGAAAUGCGUCUCCGGUUUACUUUGUGUUGUCACGGACGCUUCCGUUUGCUUUCCCCCGCCUCCCUCACCCACCAGUGAUGUCAUGCAGUGACCCCUCGCACCCUCCCCUUUGACUGACGUGUUAAGUAAGCAGUGCCCUGCCGCUGUCCAGAGCACUGGUCA